Messenger RNA from Entamoeba histolytica HM-1:IMSS, 1461 nucleotides. RefSeq lists its product as uncharacterized. Bases 1 to 1461 code for a protein of 486 amino acids. Gene Ontology annotation, molecular function: guanyl-nucleotide exchange factor activity. Lineage: Eukaryota; Evosea; Mastigamoebida; Endamoebidae. The record is from RefSeq and is a predicted model, not a curated record. The transcript has a single exon.
AUGAGUGGCUCAAAAAGAACAGAAAAUAUUCUUAAAGAAUUAGUUGAGAGUGAGGCAAGGUAUAUUUCUCAAAUGGAAUUAGGAUUAUUUAAAUAUAAAGAGCCAAUAGAAAAAGAUGACAAACACAUAAUUGGCAGUGAAGAUCUAAGAAAAAUGUUUAUGUAUUAUCAAGACAUAAUUGAAUUUAAUAAACAACUAUUAAGAGAAUUCAAAGAUUAUUUAGAAAAAGGAGAGUUAAUAAAAUAUGUUGGGACUGUUUUUAUUGCUAAUGAAAAUCAUUUCAAUGUAUAUAUAAAGUAUUUUAAAGCAUCAACUAAAAGACAAGAGGUAUAUGGUAGAAUUGUUAAUAACUUACAACAAAAUUUUUAUCUUCGUUCUAUUCAAGAAACCGAAUACAAGAAAGGUAUUCAGUUACAAAGUCUUGAUUCGUAUUUAAUUCUCCCUGUUCAAAGACUCCCAAGAUACCAAAUGCUUUUAAUUCAGUUAAUUCAAUCAAUUCAAAUGAAUUCUUCACCAUUACAAUUAAUAACAUUAAUUAAUCAUCAAGUAAGAGAAAAUGAUAAUACAGAACAAUUAACAGAAAGUUCAAAAAGAAAAACAUCAAAACUCUUUAAUAAAAGAAGAGUAUCAAUUUGUGUUGCACCAAAAUUCUCUAUUCCAUCAAGGGCAUCUCCUGCAUCUUUGUCAUGUCAAAAGUUAUCAAGAAAUAUUUCAAGUCAACAACUUUCAUCCUUUUCAAUCAUUCAACCAAACCAAAAAGAAGACAACUCUUCAAUUAACCAAAAAGAAGAAAGUUUAAUUGAAGAAUUAACACCAAUAAAAGUGAAUAAUAUUAAAAUGGAUCAGUCAUGUCAAGUUGGUUUAUUUCCUCAAAUUGAAAAACCGUUGUUGGGUAGAGAGUCUUCAGCACCAAGUUUAAUUAAUAGAACAAGAAGCAAUGUUUGUGUAGAAUUGUUGCAAAAUGAAAGAGAAAUAAUACUCCAAGAAUGUCAUGAAGCGAUUCAAAUAAUAACAACAAAAACAAAUGAAUGUAAUAGAGCUGUAGUUGAUGAGGAACAAAAAAUUCAUGAUAAAAAUUAUCGUAAUGAAAUGACCCUCAAAUACCAAACUGAAUUUAAUUUACCUGAAAAACAGUUUGUAGCUUUUGAAAAGGUAAAAUGGUGGUUGGAUGAUAAAGCAUUAGAUGGAAAUUUUGUAUUAUUAACAGAUUCUUGUUUUAUUGAAAGUGUUACUCAAACUAGAAUUAUAUUAUACUUAGAAGAACUUCAAAUUAAUGUGAUUAAAGGAGGAGGUCAAUUAGAAUUACUUUACAAUGACAUUGAUGUUAUCAUUGGAUUUACUGAUGAGACAAAAUGGAAGAAGUUAAUUCUUGAUCAAAAAAUAAAACACUUAGAACAUAAGGAAGAGAGAGUUGGGUUUUUUGGCACAGUAAUGAAACUUACUGGGUUGUUGUUUGAAUAA